Molecule: messenger RNA, 1065 nt
Organism: Cladophialophora psammophila CBS 110553
Lineage: Eukaryota; Fungi; Ascomycota; Eurotiomycetes; Chaetothyriales; Herpotrichiellaceae
Exons: 1
Coding region: 1-1065 (354 amino acids)
Biological process (GO): actomyosin structure organization; peptidyl-threonine phosphorylation
Cellular component (GO): cytoplasm; cytoskeleton
Molecular function (GO): ATP binding; protein serine/threonine kinase activity
Source: RefSeq, a predicted model, not a curated record
AUGUAUGAGUGCCUUUACGGUUUCACACCGUUUGCCUGCGAUGACCGCCAUCAAACUAAGCUCAAAAUCCUUCAGCACAAGAGAACGCUGGUGUUUCCGCCUCAGGAGGCUAUACUAGAACCAAGCAUGGAAGCAUUGGACCUGAUGACGAAAAUCCUCGUGGAGAAGGAGAAACGGCUCUGCAGUCGUCAGUAUGAGCUCAAUGAUUUCACCAGAAAGAUCGUUGGCGGUAGGCUUGUUCGUUGCGUUGCGGACAAGACUCAUCAAAACUACCGAGGAUAUUUUGUCUAUCCUGAUGAUGCAGAGGAUAUCAAGCGCCAUGCUUUUUUUGCGGGUGUUGAGUGGGACACCAUCUACCAGCAACGUCCGCCUUAUCUGCCUCGUGUCAGAGACUGGGAAGACACCAAGUACUUUGAUGAUGAAGAUCCGAUCUCCGACAUUGAUUCUGCGACAACACUGGUUGAAGUUGGGCUUGACGUGGAAGGCGAAAUUGCUGCUCAAGAUCUAAAGCGCAAACCUACUCAAGUGAGCCACCAUCACGCCGAAGGGCAGAACAUUGUGCCAUCAACAGCCCUGGAUGUUGUUCCCCCCCCGGACUGUUCUGUGCCUGGUCUCAACCCUGCUGAAGCGAAGCACACCAAUGGCCUCAAAAACCCUCUCAUGCAAUCACGGGUGAAUGGAAGCCCAACUACCGGAGCGACGCUCGUUGGAACGGGUCGCCAUAUUGAAGGCUCUCCAGCGACGGUCAGCACUGAGAACGUCAAGCCCAAGGCCAAGAAGAAGGAAAAGAAGAGGCCUAGAGACAUCAUCCUACGAGACCCUGUCGCGGGCCCGCUAGCUCUGGAGACUCGGAAAUUGAGCGCCUUUCUGGGAUACGAGUAUCGUCAGCCGGUAAUGCCCCAGGAUAUUGUCGAACAGGUGAUUGCGGAAGAAAUGGAGGAAAAAAGAAUCAAAAACUGCCGGCAAGGAUGUGAUCAGCACGAUCCUGACCUAAGGUACGAGAGGCGGGUAUUCAUGAACGCAGGCGGGCAAGUCUCACCCUGCUAUCGGGCUGGGCUGAUGUGA